AUGGCUCCAGUAAUAGGAUUGUCACACAUUGCAAAUCCUCUUGCAACACCCGAUCAAUUACAGACUACGGCAUCUCAGCUCGAUAGAAUUCCUGAUGCCCUGGAGAUCUCGAUCAGAUUCGAGGGUUCAAGGCUGAUCCAAGCCGCCGGCGUUCUGCUACACCUCCCCCAGGAGCUCAUUGCAGAAGCCAUCAUUAUCUUUUCCAGAUUUUGGCUAGGUUCCGAAGGUGGAAGCUUAGCCGAGUAUGCUGCCAAGGAUGUUACUGCUGCCUCAUUAUAUUUAGUAACCAAGCCUUCGGCGCAUCCAGUAAGCCCUAGACGCCUGCUGAGCGUUCUAGCAUAUUUGGACAAAGUCCGACCGUCACUCGAUUUUGAGUCCGCCUGCAAAGUUGGCCCUGAAAAUUGCUUCCUAUCAGAGGGCUCCUACCAAGAUGGGCGGAUUGCACUUGUUCACACCGAAGCACAGAUGCUCCGUAUUCUCGGCUACCAAACUCAUGUGUCGCUCCCAUACGCAAUCUGCAUCAAUUAUUUGCAGGCAUUGGAUGUGUUCACGACUUCUGAGAAGGGACAAACUCUAGCAAAACGGGCAUUUGCACAUCUCAACUCGGCUUUGUUCAGUCCGCAGUUGCUCUACCUGACACACCAGCCUCCGGCCCUCGCCACGGCUGCUAUCUACCUUGCCGCUAAGGAGAUAGGAGUUAAGCUGCCUGGCGAGGAGUGGUGGGAGGUGUUCGAUGUGGACAGAGAAGAGCUCGGCUUUGUGGUGGUUGCGCUGAUAUCCAUGGAAGGCUUCAUCGUUGAGGAAGUGCAAAAGUGGGCUAACAGCAGAGUUCCGUUGACGCUCGAAGACACUCAAGCUUGGAUUGACAGGGAAGCAUGGAACCGAGCUUCGCCUUAA
Aureobasidium subglaciale EXF-2481 is the source of this 897-nucleotide messenger RNA. RefSeq lists its product as uncharacterized. The record is from RefSeq and is a predicted model, not a curated record. Gene Ontology annotation, biological process: regulation of transcription by RNA polymerase II. The coding region runs from base 1 to 897 and encodes 298 amino acids. Gene Ontology annotation, cellular component: nucleus. Gene Ontology annotation, molecular function: cyclin-dependent protein serine/threonine kinase regulator activity. Lineage: Eukaryota; Fungi; Ascomycota; Dothideomycetes; Dothideales; Saccotheciaceae. The transcript is spliced from 2 exons.